Messenger RNA from Fonsecaea multimorphosa CBS 102226, 993 nucleotides. RefSeq lists its product as uncharacterized. Lineage: Eukaryota; Fungi; Ascomycota; Eurotiomycetes; Chaetothyriales; Herpotrichiellaceae. The record is from RefSeq and is a predicted model, not a curated record. The transcript is spliced from 3 exons. The coding region runs from base 1 to 993 and encodes 330 amino acids.
AUGGUCAAGCUCCAAGAGGUCGACUCGCACACGCAUGUCUUUCUUGUGGAUUUCAGCUCUCUUUGCCCAUCGUCUCGCUUCGAACGGAGGUCGGCAAUCAAUAGCCAUGCGGCCAGAAGAAUGCUCUUGAAGCGAUGGCAGUUGCGGAGGGAGCAGAUGAAGAAAAGUGGCGUGUCGUUAUUGACGUGGCAGGGCCUGGUCCCAAGGUGGCGAGUCAACGGAGGCAAAUCUCGGGUGACGGGUGCUGGGUCUUUCCCUCUCGAUAUGAAGUACAAGACCGACGAUUCCAGCAGCAGACACCAACCGUCGGGCAAUGCAAAGGGUUGCCUCGCAGGAUUGGAGCUGGCACAGAAAUGCUCUCCCAACAGCUUUAGUGGUCGAUGCCACCGAGAGCGGUGUCGCUGCUAUGGAUCUCCAGAGGCUCAAUCGAUUGACGACCGGGUUUGUGUCCCAGAAAGCUCCAGUGGGAACGACGAUAGCUACUCGAAAUCACAGGAGCUAUCCCUGAGCCACCAAUCCGCUGAAGCUGUGCGUGAUCCGCAAGUUAAGGCAGAGCCAAUGCCUAUAUUCGAUCCAGAGGACCAUGAUCCAUCUGAUAUGCCUUCUUAUCCAUUCAACAGCACAAAUGGUGAACCCGAGGUAUUUGAAUUUUUUCGCAAUAGGGACUCGAAUAUGAUCUGUGGCCAUGGUCCAGCAACGCCUUUGUGGUACUUAGAACUGGUGGCGCAUCAGUUCGCCCACGACGAAGCCGUCAUGCACCUGGUCCUUGCGCUCUCCAGCUACGCUUGGUCUAGUUUGCUUGGGGGAGAUGAGCACUACGAGGAAACCGGUUUGAUGCAUAUGACACAGGCCAUAGCGUUCAUCGUGGAGAAACUUAGGCAGCCACAAUCCUCGACUUCAGACAGCACUAUUCAGGCGGUAAUGCUCAUGGCGGCAAUUGAGGUGAGAUCUCCCACCGACUUCCAGCUCUACAUCCCAGUUGGCUUGUUCUAA